AUGCCUGCUACCAAAUUUCCCAUUGGCACGCUCGUGACUCCUAAGCGAAAGCAGCUGAAGCCCACUGCUGUGCAAAGGAAGUUAUUGAAACGGAUCAAUGGACUGGAACGGCCCAUUAGCUGGAACUCUCGGCAAAUCAAGUCCUACGCCUACCCACGUAGAGCAAAACUGACAUUUGCAGAACGGUUGAUGUUCUUGUUGACCGAGAAGGGUGAUUGGAGGGAAUACAUCCACUGGCAGAAACUCGAUGAAAAGAACAAAACCAGCUCCACACAUUUCAUUUUGACUUCGAAAUGUGAGAAUGCCAGUCGUGAUAUCCUGUUCCAAAACACUUUUGGUAUUUCAGAUUUUAAACGCUUCCAUUCCAAGGCCAGAAACACGGAUUUACAAAACAAUCUUUGCAUUCUGGAACACAAACUGAUGAAGUCCCUCCGACUGCGUGUCAAAGUGAACAAUAUCCAGCUUGUUCGUGAUUCCCUGAAUGACUAUGGUGUUACUCUCAAAAUGCCGGAUUAUUCUGGGGACACUGAUGAAGAAGAGGACGAUGACAUGCCGGAUGGAAUUACUCGGCCACUCUACAAAGAAAAGGGCGAAGCGAAAUCGAAUGACUCUUCUGCCACUGCCGAUAAUACUGCUUUCAUCCCGACCGACGACAACAAUGCUGGAGUGGCUGUUUAA
This is a messenger RNA of Seminavis robusta, 678 nucleotides long. The record is from the annotation of a GenBank genome assembly. Lineage: Eukaryota; Bacillariophyta; Bacillariophyceae; Naviculales; Naviculaceae.